GACAAAACUUUCGGUCUGAAGAAUAAGAAAGGAGCAAAGCAACAGAAGUUCAUUAAGGCUGUCACUCAUCAAGUGAAAUUUGGUCAGCAGAACCCACGCCAGGUAGCGCAGAGUGAAGCGGAGAAGAAAUUGAAGAAAGAUGACAAGAAGAAAGAACUGCAAGAACUAAAUGAGCUGUUCAAGCCUGUAGUUGCUGCACAAAGAAUAAGUAAAGGUGCAGAUCCCAAGUCUGUGGUGUGUGCGUUCUUCAAACAAGGGCAGUGUACUAAAGGAGAUAAAUGUAAGUUCUCUCAUGACCUCACUCUGGAGAGAAAAUGUGAAAAACGAAGCGUUUACAUUGAUGCAAGAGAUGAAGAACUUGAAAAAGAUACUAUGGAUAAUUGGGAUGAGAAAAAGCUGGAAGAAGUAGUAAACAAGAAGCAUGGUGAGGCGGAAAAGAAAAAACCCAAAACUCAAAUAGUGUGCAGACAUUUCCUUGAAGCUAUUGAGAAUAACAAGUAUGGCUGGUUCUGGGUGUGUCCUGGAGGUGGGGACAAUUGCAUGUAUCGCCAUGCACUUCCUCCUGGAUUUGUGCUAAAAAAAGACAAAAAGAAAGAAGAGAAAGAAGAUGAGAUUUCAUUAGAAGAUCUAAUUGAGAGAGAGCGCUCUGCCUUAGGUCCAAAUGUUACCAAAAUCACUCUAGAAUCUUUUCUCGCAUGGAAGAAAAGGAAAAGACAAGAAAAGAUUGAUAAACUUGAACAAGAUAUGGAGAGGCGGAAAGCUGACUUCAAGGCAGGGAAAGCACUGGUGAUCAGUGGUCGUGAGGUGUUUGAAUUUCGUCCUGAGCUGGUCAAUGAUGAUGAUGAGGAAGCAGACGAUACCCGCUACAUUCAGGGAACAGGUGGUGAUGAGGUUGAUGAUUCUGUGGGUGUGAAUGACAUAGAUGUGAGCCUGUACAUCCCAAAAGAUGUAGAGGAGACAGGUAUCACUGUGGCCAGCCUUGAGAGAUUCAACACAUAUGCUUCAGAUAAAGAUGAGAACAAGUUAAGUGAAGCUUCUGGGGGUCAGGCUGGAAACGGCGAGAGAAGUGAUUUGGACGACAGUGGAGGGGGAGGACAAGAAAAUGGAUCCAUCGAUGCUGUUCCUGUUGAUGAAAAUCUGUUCACGGGGGAAGAUCUGGAUGAACUGGAGGAAGAACUGAACACACUUGAUUUAGAAGAAUGACACCACACGAGUCACGGAGGAAAAUUAGGUCAGCUCAGUGUGGUCAACAUGAAUUGAAAUUGACCUCAUUAAUGGUUUGCCACCUAGAAUCAACAGGGUGUUCGUUUCCCUCGUGAUGAUUCUGGAGGGAUAGUGUCCUCCACAAAAGGAGCACUAUCCCUGUGUCUUCUCUUCUGACUUUGACUACAUCUCAUAGUAAGUGCAGAGUAGCUGAUAAUAAGAAAUGGCACUACAGAAGGUGAUUGUUGCUGUACCUGUCCACUCACGUAGGAAGUGUAACUGCUUUUCCAGCUUUUGAUUUCCAUUGGGCAUGUGUAAUUUCCAGGAACAACAAAGUCACACUUAAAAUACUUUCCGUCUGCUGCCGUUUUUAAUGAGUGGUUUCCUUUCCUUUGUAUUUAUGUUUGAAAGACUGCCUGAAAGGUGAGCCCUGUACUUGAUAAAGGAAGGUGCAGAUUCAGUGUUGUACAUCUUGGACAAUUAGGUGGACACUGAGAGUGGGACUUGUUCAACCUGACAGGGUCAGCCUUGUCGCCCUGUAUUAAAGCUGUUUAAAGUUCUCCCCUUUUUUGCCAAUAAAGUUGUAAAUAAAAACCAUCAUACAUCCAA
Psammomys obesus (fat sand rat) is the source of this 1812-nucleotide messenger RNA. It is a transcript of the gene Zc3h15, whose product is annotated as zinc finger CCCH-type containing 15. Gene Ontology annotation, cellular component: cytosol. Gene Ontology annotation, molecular function: mRNA binding; metal ion binding. NCBI's taxonomy places the organism in Eukaryota, Metazoa, Chordata, Mammalia, Rodentia, Muridae. The transcript has 9 exons. The record is from RefSeq and is a predicted model, not a curated record. The coding region runs from base 373 to 1203 and encodes 276 amino acids. Gene Ontology annotation, biological process: cytoplasmic translation.